Molecule: messenger RNA, 732 nt
Organism: Colletotrichum costaricense
Lineage: Eukaryota; Fungi; Ascomycota; Sordariomycetes; Glomerellales; Glomerellaceae
Exons: 3
Coding region: 1-732 (243 amino acids)
Source: RefSeq, a predicted model, not a curated record
AUGGAUGACCAUCUACGGAGCAGAUUGACCAAGUGCGCGCACAAAGACGAAGUUUGCUUCCUAGCAGCCUGGAAGGCAAGGCUUGGCAUUCAGCUCCCACUCCACCUGGAUCACGAAGCGCUACAGCUCCAGGUUAAGGUGGCCAUGAUCGUUAUGGUCGUCAACGAUUUUGUGACCCGAAUCAAUCGUCAGCGCGCAUACGCCGCCGAGUCUUCAUAUGGGCAUCGAUUGGCAGUCACCGUGGAGCACAGCGCUGGAGCAAAGCUGGUGGGGUUGUGCUUCUCUUCGCUUGGCUCGGCCAAUCACGAGGCCCAACAACCUGGAAAUCAUUCCAAUCGACCGAUGCGAAAGGAUGGCCUUGAAGUCGCUGGAUUACGUACGUCUUUCGCAGCGCGGAAUGAUGUGCCUGACAUAGGGGUGCAGCCGACACUGCGCAGCGCGGUAGGAGAGACUUCCCGCAGCUCCGCGACCCUUGAUGCCACCCCCUCGAGUUGGUGGUCCCCUGUUCUUGCACAGACAUGUCCAUUUCGGUCAGCCAAAGACGACCACCCAGCAGCAGUCCCACCCACACCUUUUACCCCUGGCACACCACCCCGCAACACGCCUCCACCACCACAAAUCACAAUCACCACCACCACCAUCGCAGACCCCUGCUCAGCUAGCCUGGCGUGUCUGGGCGUCACGAAGGUGUCUUCAUCUACGGAUAUUAGUCUCUACCAGACGGCGCACUAG